UUGUUUUGUUCUUUCUACUCUCUCCCAGUGUACUGAAGAAGAUGGAAACAGCAUUAGAUGAGAAUCAGGACAAAGGCCCGAUAUUUGGCAAAGAAAACCCUUUCUAUGGUGCAGAAAUGAAUUUCUCCACCUCAGGCCGCUAUGAUUUCCAGACGAGUGAUGGAAAACGAAGAAAGUCAUCAGGAAGAGCAUGCAGGGUUUCAGUGAUUAUAUUUCUGCUUCUACUACUAGGACUGAAUGGCUUCCUGACUUACAAAGUCUUCAGUCUAGAGACAUGGAUUCACUCUGAACUGACAAGAAAUCAAAAUGCAGUAUCAUCUAUGAAACAACAGAGCUCUCAUUUAGAUCAGCAUUGCCUGACCAACUUAUGUGGCGAUGAGGGAGGUCUGGAGUCCUUGAUGUCACAAAUGUUCCUACUCAAUUCCAGUGCUCACCAGCUACAGCAUCAAGUGGACAACAUCAGCAAGGCGAAAGCACUUCCAGGACCUCGUGGACCUCCAGGACCACCAGGAGUUUUGGGGUUGCAAGGUCGAGUAGGUGAACCUGGAGCCAUAGGUCCAAAGGGAGAUAAAGGAGAGAUAGGCAUUACAGGACCAGUAGGCCAACCUGGAAUCACAGGAAUCCCUGGUGUUCCUGGUAUUAAGGGUGAAAAAGGAAUUCCAGGACCAUCAGGCACACCUGGUACAAAAGGUCAGCCAGGACAACCAGGUAUUGCUGGGCCACCAGGGAACACCGGACCAACAGGACCUAGAGGAUUACCAGGCAUAACAGGAGCACAGGGUGUUCAAGGGCCAAAAGGAUCUCCUGGACCGCAGGGCCAAUCUGGGCUGCAAGGGCUUCCUGGACCGAAAGGUUCACCUGGAGAGAAGGGAGACAGGGGAGAAAGCACUAACGGUCUUCCAGGUGCUCCGGGGCAAAAGGGAGAGAGAGGAUUGUCUGGAUUAUCUGGAACUAAAGGCAUGGCAGGCAGUAAAGGAGACACUGGCGCUCGAGGUUUACCUGGACAAAAGGGUGAUACAGGUUCUAUAGGGCAAAAGGGGCAAAAGGGAGAGCAAGGACUCCAAGGCACUAAAGGAAGUAAGGGAGAAAGGGGAUCCAGUCCAGUGGUGCGUUUGGUCGGCUCUUCUAAUUCAGGCAGAGUGGAGGUACUGUAUAACUCAGAGUGGGGCACGGUGUGUGAUGACAGUUUUGACACUAUGGACGCCAACGUGUUGUGUAAAAUGCUGGGUUUCCAGCGAGCUACACGUGUUUUCACAGCAACAGCAGGAACGGGUCGAAUCUGGCUGGAUGACUUGCAGUGUACAGGAACAGAGUCCUCCAUAUUUGAUUGCAGACAUGCAGGCAUGGGCGUAAAUAAUUGCGGCCACGGUGAGGAUGCUGGAAUAACCUGCUCUUGAAAAGCCAGAACAACCCCCAAGCCCACCAAAGCCCCUACCCCCAAAACACACACACACACACACACACACACAUACACACACACACAUGCAAAUCAGACUGAGUGCAUACAAAUCUAAUACAGUUUUGAAUAUUGAAGAUUUAAAGCUAAAAUGGUGACAGUCUCUGUCUUUCACCACUUUUCUCUACGCCUCUAAAGAGGUAUGUCUGUCUGUCUAUCUUCUUUACUAUCUAUAUUUGUGCAUUAGCCAUUGUAUUAUUACAACAACGAUUCACACAUUGUAAACACAUUGCUUUGGGACAAUUUAGUAAUUAAUUAAUUUGUUUGUUUGUUUGUUCAAUAAAUAUUCCACUUUUUUU
Molecule: messenger RNA, 1755 nt
Organism: Hemibagrus wyckioides
Lineage: Eukaryota; Metazoa; Chordata; Actinopteri; Siluriformes; Bagridae
Gene: marco
Product: macrophage receptor with collagenous structure
Exons: 16
Coding region: 42-1397 (451 amino acids)
Cellular component (GO): membrane
Source: RefSeq, a predicted model, not a curated record